UCCCCGUAAUAACAGGUAAAUUGGAGUCGAGGCGCAGUUAAGAAGAGGACAAAAUGGCGAUUUUCAAUCGUUUUUUCUGCUGGCCUCUUCAAACGGCGUCGUUUGUGGGAUACAUUUUUGUCACGUUUACAUCAUUCUUUGCCCUGGUGUUGAGACUGAUCGAUGUGGCAGCCAUAUUUGAUCCGAACUUUGAGAUCAGCCAGGGCUUUCAGUCACACUGGAGGUCGCAUGGCUGGGAUGGGUUUGUGGUUACGGACAUACUGAUGGUCAUCACCCACACCAUUGUCUUCCUCUUCAGCAUCUUUUUGCUCUACCUGACAACCAGAAGGCACUUCAUCAUGACAAUCUCCUGGUCCCAGUUUUAUCUGAUCUAUUUUAUCCUCUAUGUCUUGUGUGAACUCGCCUGUUCCUUGUACGAAUUUGCCUUCUAUGGGGUGAACACCUUCCGACUUGCUUUUGUUGUGUUCAUUUGGUUAUACUGGCUGGUGAGGACACUGGCAAAUACGGUGUUUGCCUUCGUGCUGUGGGCCAGGUAUCAGGAGAUGAACGAGAGCAUGGACAAGGAGUUGAAAUUUGCUGGCGAGAGGAGGAAUGGCUACAUAUAGAUCUGUAAUGUUCACACACCUGGAUAUCAGCUACAGGCUUAAUUCUACCAGGUGUAAUCAGUCAUCUCUACAUAUACAUACAUUGUAGCUACAUAUACGCAUAAAGUAAGCCUAUCAUUUUUAGUAGAUGUAAAUUUACAGAAAUUUAUCAUAAGAGAGUUUCAUAUUACAUUAUCAGGUUUUCUACAUUGUAUAUAGAUCUAUGACAUUCAUGUGGUAUGGAACCUGAGAUUAAUUCAAACAAACUUAUUUGAUUCUGGGCAAACAUUUAUUAAAACUCAUUUCACAUUAUAUUGUAGCACGUGCAUUAGAAAUCAGCCAUCUUUUCUGAAGCGUUAUGUUAUGCUUUUGUUUGUAUGCAGUAUUUUCUUUUCACACAAAAUAUUCUUCCCAAUUGGAGAUGCUAUUAGUGAUUUGAUCGUUGCAUGUUUGUUUGUUUCUAAGCAGCACCAGAAAGUUUUUUGAUUUCUGAAAGAAAGGGAACAAAGGAGACAAACAUGGGAAAAUUACAACGGGUCACUACUUGAUUGAUGUCCCCU
Molecule: messenger RNA, 1144 nt
Organism: Liolophura sinensis
Lineage: Eukaryota; Metazoa; Mollusca; Polyplacophora; Chitonida; Chitonidae
Exons: 6
Coding region: 54-605 (183 amino acids)
Source: RefSeq, a predicted model, not a curated record